This is a messenger RNA of Calliphora vicina (urban bluebottle blowfly), 1819 nucleotides long. RefSeq names its product lipid scramblase CLPTM1L. NCBI's taxonomy places the organism in Eukaryota, Metazoa, Arthropoda, Insecta, Diptera, Calliphoridae. The coding region runs from base 82 to 1764 and encodes 560 amino acids. The record is from RefSeq and is a predicted model, not a curated record. The transcript is spliced from 3 exons. Gene Ontology annotation, cellular component: membrane; endomembrane system.
AAUUUUUUAAUUUCUAUUCAAGGCGUUUUCUAUUUGUUUUCUUGUAUUAAUGGAAGAAAAUUAAUUAAACAUUAAAUAUAAAUGGCGUUUCCAUCAAUCACCACUAUCUUGGGUGUAGCCUUCCUUGGCUACAUUGGCCACUCAAUGUGGAUGAUGGCCCAGUUGUUUACUACGCUCAAGUGCAGUGACAUUCCUUGCUACACUUCAUUUCUAACAAAUAAACCACGUAUGCAAUUGGCCCUGUUUACCUCGACAGGUGCAAAUCCCAUUUACACGGAGGUAACAAAACUGGAGUCAUUAAAGGAUUUUAAUUAUUGGGAACAUUACGAGAAAGACUACGAAAUUCAAGUGCCGGCGAAAACAAGACGCAAUGGCACCUUGCACAUGCAAGUAGUCUUGUCCCUGCAAGGCCAACCUUUAGAAUGGAAGACACUAAAAAGAGAUGGGCCCACUGUGAUACACAGUUUAAGUGUUACCGAAUAUAUGGUCCCAAAGGCUGAGGCAUUUAAUUUAUUAGGAGAGAGUAGUAACAAAGAGCAACAACAAGACUCAAAAUCAAAGAAGAAUUCAGCAACUGUAACUAAACCUAAAACCCACAUCAUGUCUGAAGUACAUGUAUCUCUACUUACCGAUUUGAUCUCACUAUCAGCCAAAGAUGUACCUCCCGAAAUGUCGCAACUUAUACAUGUUAAUCGUCAUCAACAGAUUUUACCGAUAUUAAAGACCGACUUUUUUAACAUGCGUAUGAAAAAUUUGGUUCCAGUCAAUCGCAAUAUGUCGACAUUUACUGUAACAUUUCAUUUCCGUCCCAUGAGCAUUGGGAAAUUACGCCUAAUGCUUAUGAUUGAGCAUGCAAUGAAGAUGAUGCUUCAAAUGGGCUUCACAAAAAAUGACGUAGAAGAAGUUAAAUCUGUGCUGUCCGAUACAAAUCUUUAUUUCCUCUUGGCCACAAUAUUUCUGGCUAGUAUUCAUACUCUCUUCGAUUUUCUUUCCUUCAAAAAUGACGUAAUAUUUUGGCGCAAACGGAAAUCAUAUCAAGGUCUUUCAACUCGAACUACACUUUGGCGUUGUUUUUCCCAGAUCAUCAUAUUUUUUUACUUGUUGGAGGAAAAAAGUUCAUUAUUGAUUUCAAUACCAGCUGGCGUUGGUGUAUUGAUUGAAUUAUGGAAAUGCAAAAAAAUACUUAAAUUAGAAAUCACACUAAAGGGUAUAUCCAAGCGUAUAGAUGAAGGCGAAGCAAAGUCAAAUGGUACUGCCGAAUCGAAAACAGAAGAAUUUGAUAAACAAGGCAUGCGUUAUCUCAGCUAUUUGUUGUAUCCGUUAUGUGUAGGUGGAGCAGUUUAUUCACUUAUUUAUCAACCGCAUCGUAGUUGGUACUCUUGGACAUUGAAUUCGCUAGUGAAAGGCGUCUAUGCCUUUGGUUUCCUAUUUAUGCUUCCCCAAUUAUUUAUCAACUACAAACUCAAGUCAGUGGCUGAUUUACCAUGGCGUGCAUUUAUGUAUAAGGCUUUUAUAACAUUUAUUGAUGAUGUGUUUGCCUUUAUAAUAACCAUGCCCACUGCCCACCGUGUUGCUUGCCUACGUGAUGAUAUUGUGUUCCUUAUUUAUCUGUAUCAACGUUGGCUGUAUCCAGUCGAUAAGAAACGUCUCGAUACUGGUCUUAGCAUUGAGGAGACUGUGGAUAAUGAAGAUUUGGCUGAACGUUUAAUUGAAGACGCAUCAGAAACAACUACUAGUAAUGUAGAAGAUAAAAAACUAAAGUAAUUAUAGAAGACUUUUUUUAUUUUAAUAAAUACAUUCCAUAUUUUAAUAUAGACAA